Molecule: messenger RNA, 1551 nt
Organism: Dacryopinax primogenitus
Lineage: Eukaryota; Fungi; Basidiomycota; Dacrymycetes; Dacrymycetales; Dacrymycetaceae
Product: MFS general substrate transporter
Exons: 8
Coding region: 1-1551 (516 amino acids)
Biological process (GO): transmembrane transport
Cellular component (GO): membrane
Molecular function (GO): transmembrane transporter activity
Source: RefSeq, a predicted model, not a curated record
AUGACGGGCAAGAAUCCCUUUCCUACAUCUCUCGAACCUUCCGACGUGAAGGAAGCUACCUUGACGGUCGAGCAUGCAAUCGCUCCUGAGGAACAUGAGAAGAUCUUCGGCACCCGAUACGAUUUCGGUGGGGAGGGAACGCUCCCUCCCCCGCCCAAGCUCAGCCCGGAGGAGGAACUCAGGCUGUAUAGGAAGAUCGAUCGGCGACUGAUGCCCAUUCUCAGCUUGAUGUAUCUCUUGAGUUUCCUGGACCGUGGAAAUAUCGGAAAUGCCAAGAUUGCCGGUUUGACCACCGAUCUGGGCCUCGUUGGGAACAAGUACAACAUCGCUCUCACAAUGUUCUUCGUGGUAUCCAACCUCGUCCUCAAGAAAUUCCGUCCCUCGCGCUGGCUCCCCGGCAUCGCCAUCGUUUGGGGAAUCGUCAUGACCUGCAUGGGGCUCGUCUCUACAUAUGGGCAGCUCGUCGCUGUUCGUGUCUGUCUAGGCGUAGCUGAAGCCGGUCUCUUCCCCGGCGUCGUCUAUUACCUGACUCUGUGGUAUCCGAGAUAUAUGGUGCAAUAUAGGAUUGGACUGUUCUUCGGUGCAGCGACGAUUGCAGGCGCAUUUAGCGGGUUGUUGGCUUAUGGGAUUGAGCAUAUGGCAGGUGUGGGAGGAAAAGAUGGCUGGAGCUGGAUUUUCAUCUUGGAGGGAUUGGCGACGAUCCUUGUGGGCAUCCUUGCCUUCUUCGUUUUGGUGGAUUUCCCUGUGACAGCGAAAUUCCUGACUCCGGAGGAGCGUGCGUAUGCCGUGUGGAAGAAAAGUGUCACAGAGUUCGACAAUUCCAGUGUUGGCGAGGAGGAGCACUUUGAGCUACGAUACCUGGUGCAGUGUUUCACUGACUGGCAGGUCUACAUACACAUCUUGGUGUACAUGUCUGUAAUCACUCCUCUCUACGGUAUUUCGCUGUUCUUGCCCUCUAUCAUCAACAAUUUCGGGUAUUCCACAGCGGUCAGCCAGCUACUGACCGUGCCCUGCUACGUCUUCGCCACGAUUGUCCUUCUCCUUUUCGCACAUUUCUCCGAUCGGCAUGGUAUUCGCUCUCCGUUCAUCCUUGCAGGGUUAUGUAUGCUCGCCAUCGGAUUCGGGAUCAACAUCUCCUCCGCACCCAGUGGGGCGAAGUACUUUGGCACCUUCCUAUGUGUCGCCGGCAGUUAUGCGCCUUUCCCCGGCGUGAUAGCAUGGCUGGGAAACAACUUGAGUGGGCAGUACAAACGAGGUGCCGGAAUGGCGCUCCACAUCGGCAUCGGAAAUUUCGCCGGUGCGAUCGCCUCGAAUAUCUUCCGCACACAGGAUGCGCCACGCUACAUACUAGGCCAUGCCCUCGAGUUGAUGUUCGUCGGCAUCGGCUUCAUCAGCGUGCCAACAGUUGUCCUCAUCUACAUGCACAUCGACAAAAAGCGCGAUGAGAUGAUGAGGGAGAUCGAUGCUGCUGGGGGCAUUCACGCGAGGUAUAGCGAGGAGGAGAUCAGGAGCAUGGGGGAUAAGAGUCCCGAUUUUAGGUAUACGUUAUAG